Molecule: messenger RNA, 1554 nt
Organism: Peromyscus maniculatus bairdii (prairie deer mouse)
Lineage: Eukaryota; Metazoa; Chordata; Mammalia; Rodentia; Cricetidae
Source: RefSeq, a predicted model, not a curated record
CAGGCCAUGUCUCGCGAGAGCGUACCCUGAGAUCUCGCGGGAAUGACUCCGGGUGUCCCGGCUGAAAGUACCCAGCGCGGGUUUCAGAGGCGGUGGUUUCUGCUGUCAGCGUCUUCCUACAGGAAACACGUUUCAGAUUUCUUUGGAUUUCAUUGAUUUUUCUGUGUGAAUCAUCAGAAGACCCAGAGAGUCUUGGAGCUAUAUAUUGAAGACAAUGUCUGGAAGCUUCUACUUUGUAAUUGUUGGCCACCAUGAUAAUCCAGUUUUUGAAAUGGAAUUUUUGCCACCUGGGAAAGCAGAAUCCAAAGAUGAUCACCGUCAUCUGAACCAGUUUAUAGCCCAUGCUGCUCUUGACCUUGUAGAUGAAAACAUGUGGCUUUCUAAUAACAUGUACUUAAAAACUGUGGACAAAUUCAAUGAGUGGUUUGUAUCGGCAUUUGUCACUGCAGGGCAUAUGAGAUUUAUUAUGCUUCAUGAUGUGAGGCAAGAAGAUGGAAUAAAGAACUUCUUUACUGAUGUCUAUGAUUUAUAUAUAAAGUUUGCAAUGAAUCCAUUUUAUGAACCCAAUUCUCCUAUUCGAUCAAGUGCAUUUGACAGAAAAGUUCAGUUUCUUGGGAAGAAACACCUUUUAAGCUAAAUGGAGAAAAACUCUGAAAUAAACAGUAUCACCAUCAUGGGGUAUACUCAGGAAUGUGUGCGCUGUAAGUAAUUUGAAAUAGCCUGGAAACCUUUCACUUAAAAUUGUAUGUUUUCAUGUUGAUUAUCAGCAUUAAUUUUGUUUGUGAACAGUGUUAUUUAUAAAGAGCUCUUUACCAGUAAUUUUAAAUGUUUUUAUUUAAAAGCUUGCUUUUAUUUAAAAAGUCUUUCCUGAUUGAGAUAAUUUGAUCUUAAUUUAUUAGUUCAAAAGCCGAUGUCAUAAGUUUACUAUUUGUUAGAUGUAUUUAAAACUAAAAGCUUCUGCAGACAUAACAAAUUGAGUUAUUUAUACUUUUAGAUAGAUUCUUUUAAAAUGCAGAAUACACUAUAGUACCAAGAAGCUGAAGCAGAAAGCUCCUGCCAUGCCAAGUGUUACAUGCCUGCCAGCCUCCAUCCCGGGCUCAGAAUAGUGAUCCUGCUAUAACUAAACCCUAGGCCCAUGUACACUGAACCAGUAACAGGCCACGGCAAAAUGUGUGGCCUCUGUCACCUUAUAUUCUUGUUUUUCCUUUCUUAGUGAACUAAAAGUUUAAUGAGCUUGUUAUAUCUGUACUUUAAAAUGUUGUAAUACGGCUUCGGUUACUACUACGAAAAGCCUGGGUUACACUGACAUUUGCAUUUAGCCUUUUAAGCUAUAUACAGAGUGGGAGGUGGCAGAUGUGGUUUCUUCUAUAAGAAAUGUUGGUUUGAUUUUAUAAUAGUACAUAUGCAUGGAAAAGCAAGUAAACCAGCUUUUCAUGUACACACUGGAAGACUUUUUUCCAUUCUAAUUUCUUAGAAAGCAGUUAUAAGCCUUGUAUCCGUUUGUGAAGUUGUUACCAUCACUCUUUGGUUUCUUAAAUAAAGACUUAUAUUCAA